Messenger RNA from Megalops cyprinoides (Indo-Pacific tarpon), 1610 nucleotides. It is a transcript of the gene epsti1, whose product is annotated as epithelial stromal interaction 1. Gene Ontology annotation, molecular function: ubiquitin binding. NCBI's taxonomy places the organism in Eukaryota, Metazoa, Chordata, Actinopteri, Elopiformes, Megalopidae. The record is from RefSeq and is a predicted model, not a curated record. The transcript has 11 exons. The coding region runs from base 76 to 1176 and encodes 366 amino acids.
GCAACACUAUAGGCAAACGUCUACACUGCGCUGAAGUUGUCUCAGGCAUAAAUUUCACGCUGUAGCUUUCACAAUAUGGAUCCAUAUAGGGAAUCAAAUGAAAUGAAUAAGUCAGAGACUUUUACAAACAGAAGAAUGAAUCCAGGAGCAAACAGUUUAUCAGCAAACGAGACAUAUCAAGAUGACAAAAACGCUAACCCGCAUGCCACCGCAAAUACGCAGGGUGCACAGAAUGACAGGCAAGCUCAAUAUGCUGGAGGGUACACCAUGAUACCACCCAAUGAGUCACGCCGGAGCAAACUACAGAGGAUGGCACAGAAGGAAGAACAAGAGCUACAGAAAUGGAAAGAGGAACAUCGGCCUGGCCCAGUCAACCUUGCCCCAGCACAGCUAGGUGGCUCCAUAUCAUUAGCUGAGGCCAGACAAAAGCAGUUUGUACAUUUACGACAAUCAAAACUUCAAAAAAAGCUGAAACAGGAGGAGAUGGACAGAAAAAGGAGGGAGGCUGAGGAAGAGGAGAAUCAGAGGAUGAAGGCUAUGCAACGGGAAAAGGCCAGCAGACUUGAGGAGAAGCGAAGGCAAGAAGAGCAGCAGAGAAGAGAAGCACACAGCCAACAUCACCGAGAGGCAACACAACAGUUUCUACAAAGGAUCGAAAAAUCCAGCUCGGCUCCAAUGGCAACGAGCGGCUCCCAGACAUCAUCAUCUUGGGAUCGAGGACGGGAGUACAGAGAGUCCAGGAGAGUGGAAGAGAACGCGCAUCUGCAGCAGAGGAAAGAGGAGCAGCGGAGGAAGAGUGAACUCCUGGAGGAAAAACAGAAAGAACUGGAGGAGCAAAGACAGAGAGAACUCCUUAUGGAACACAGACGCAUCAAUUCGGCCUGGCUGGACAGACUUGAAGGUGGUGUUGGUUCAGGUGGGCAAACGGGGCCUGCUCAUGCUCAUGUGGAGGACGAUGGAGACCGGGAGGCCCGUGAACCGAAUGGCCCUAUCAUGUCCCCAGGGCCCGGCCUGGCAGAGGUCCACUCAGACAGUGCAGGGGAGGAUGAGGGUGACCAUGAAUGGGCAGUGAUGAAACUUAUGAAUGCCUUUCCCUUCUUUGAGCGAGACUUCCUGGAGGACAUUGUGGCACAGUGCAAUGGUAACUAUCAGCAGGCUUACAGCCUACUUCAGUAGAUAGAGUCUGAGUUUUAUGCAGAAUUGUCACAGAUAAGUAUUGAUUAUUAACCCAUUAUUACAGUGCAUACAAGCGGUCCCUGUAAGGUGGUGUUUUGCUGUGAUCUGCUGUUAAGAUUUGAUCCAAUGGAUAAACAUUCAUCUGAAAUGUAUUUGUGUGGAUUUCCAUUGGUAGGCUAAGUUUUGUUCCAAAACACAUUGAACAGUGUAUUUUUCAUAGCAAAUACAGCACCCAUAGCAUUUAUGACUGUUAAACAUUCAAAUUCCAAGUGUCAUUUAAGUAUAAAUACGUGCUAAGGCAUCUGUGGUAAAAAUUCCUUGUAGAGGAUCCUUCAGAUGUAAUUCUUGCUCUGCACAAAUCCAGAAACAUAUAUGUGGUAAACACAAAAAAUUCUCUUUAGCUAUGGUCUUCCCUUUGAGGCAUUUCCUUUCAG